Molecule: messenger RNA, 450 nt
Organism: Colletotrichum fioriniae
Lineage: Eukaryota; Fungi; Ascomycota; Sordariomycetes; Glomerellales; Glomerellaceae
Source: RefSeq, a predicted model, not a curated record
AUGCAUCAAAUCAAAUAUGGCUUGGGCAUGCCGAUGUCUACCAUCGCAGAAGAUGACCUGGUCCGAUUCUUCCAGUGUCUCUGGGCGACAAUUCCGACCUAUAAUCUAGCCCUGUUGCUUUGCAAGCUGUCGAUAGUCUUCUCAUAUCUGCGUGUAUUCAAGAUUCCGACGACACAAAAGAUUUGCAAGACUAUGCUGGCGGUGCUUGCGGUAUACGGUGCCUGGACUGUCUUCGGCUCGAUCUUCAUGUGCGUCCCCGUGCAAGCCUUCUGGGGCGACGGCACGGGGAAGUGCAUGAACCGCUUGGCUUUCUGGUUUUCCAACGCAGCUUUAAACAUUGUCUCGGAUAUUGUCAUUUGCUGCAUACCCAUACCACUCAUCAAAUCUCUGCAAAUAUCGAAGAAGCAGAAGAUCGCACUCAUUAUGGUGUUCGCUGUAGGAGGGUUGUGA